AUGUUGUCGAUGAUUUUCACUGAUUUAUCAUACUUCAUAAGUUAUGACGAACAUGACGAUACGCGACCGACUUACCAAUGGACGUUCUCUGGAGCAUUACUCUAUUCCAUCACUGUUUUUACAACUAUAGGAUAUGGCCAUAUUUGCCCUAAAACGGACACUGGUCGAUUGAUGACGAUAAUAUAUGCAAUGAUCGGCAUACCCUUGAUGCUAUUGUGCCUUGCAAAUAUUGCUGAAACCCUUGCGCAGGUACUGUUUUCUGUGUUUGUUCGUUAUUUAUAA
Molecule: messenger RNA, 282 nt
Organism: Strongylus vulgaris
Lineage: Eukaryota; Metazoa; Nematoda; Chromadorea; Rhabditida; Strongylidae
Source: the annotation of a GenBank genome assembly